This is a messenger RNA of Trichogramma pretiosum, 2403 nucleotides long. RefSeq names its product ADP-dependent glucokinase. The transcript has 5 exons. The record is from RefSeq and is a predicted model, not a curated record. Gene Ontology annotation, biological process: glucose metabolic process. Gene Ontology annotation, cellular component: endoplasmic reticulum. Bases 145 to 1590 code for a protein of 481 amino acids. Lineage: Eukaryota; Metazoa; Arthropoda; Insecta; Hymenoptera; Trichogrammatidae. Gene Ontology annotation, molecular function: ADP-specific glucokinase activity.
CGCUCGCAUUAGUCGCAUUUCUCACGACACAAGUUGUACUCGAGUCGUGCUUAAAUCCUCGAUUGGGGAUGCAAUCAUGCAGAUUGCUCAAUAGUAUACUUCAGUGCAUCUGUGUGAAGUAAACUAAAAAAUUCAAAUGCAAAAAUGGGUGUCAAUAAAUUGAAACUUGGCACGAUAUUUUCUGUGCUAAUAGUUUUAGCUGCACUGUACUUUAGAAAUUCAAGUGAUAUAUUACAAAAAAGAUUGCAUUCUGUAUUGAAAGCUUUAGAGCAAUUAGAAAAUAAGUAUGCUGUUAAUCCAAGGCCUAAAGUUGCGAUUGGUUAUGGUAUUUGUACUGAUAUUUACAUAGAAGCUAGUAAUAUUUUAGAAUAUUCUGAGGAUGUUGGAGAACCACAACACUUUAAUGAAUUAAAUACCAAAGAUGAACUCUUGAAAAGUUUUGCCUAUUAUUUUAGACAUGGAGCUGCUGCAGAACGAUACAUGCCAAAUGACACAUUGUUCGACAAUCUUGUAACUGCUGCUCGUUCUUUUCCAUCCUCAUACUCAACUAUUGGAGGCAAUGCUGCAGUAAUGGCUAUGAGAUUAGUUCGAGAAGGUUGCGAUGUUGUACUUGCAGCUAAAAUGACAUCCUCUUUACUGCAAAUUAUGCCUGAAGCUGUUACGGUUAUUGGAGGUGAAGUGGAGCGCGAUGAUAUUCACUUGAUAUUGGAAUAUAAAAGAGGCGAACAAUGGGGUCCUUACACUAGCCCAAGAGCAAAUAGAUACAUAAUUCAUAGUGAUAAUCAUAAUCCAAAAGCUGGGGGUUUAGAAGAACUUUCUAAGCUUUUACCUGAGUAUAAACCAGAUUUGUUGAUAAUAAGUGGCCUACAAAUGAUGGAUAGUUUUCCAUUUACUGAUGGAGAACGUCUUAAACGCCUUCAAUCUAUUAAUAAUCAAAUGCGUAGUCAACCUCGUUCUACAAAAAUUCAUUUUGAAAUGGCUUCAUUUGUUGAAAAUAGUCUUGUUUCUGAUUUAAAUGAGCUCAUCAUACCAUAUGCAGACAGCCUGGGUAUGAAUGAACAAGAAAUAGCAAAUCUUCACAAUUCGUUGUACUAUGGAAAUAUAUCAUUAGUGGCCGAUUCCUCUCCAAGAGUUGCUACUGUACUUGAUCAAAUGCGAGCACUAUUCAGACUUAUUAGAAGUAGGGGUCAAGGAGAUGAAGAAACAAGGGAUUUAACUAGAAUUCAUGUACAUACUUUGGCCUACCAAGCAAUUUUGACUGUUAAAGAAUCCACUUGGAAAAAUACUGCAGCAGCAGCUGCAAAAGCUUCAUUGACAGCUCAUAGACACGUAUGCAGCACUAGCAAUAUUGACUUGCAAAAAGCCACGCUUAUUAUGGAUGAUAGUUUCACCACAUCGAUUGUGUCAGGUACAAGGAUACCCUUAAAUGUGGAAAAACCAGUAGCCUGCUGGGAUGAGGCUUUUCACAUAGGUGGACAUAGAAUUGCAGUUGAUAUGUGUGUAGCUCCUGUACUUGUGUGUACAGAGGCAAGCCAAACUGCUGGAGGAGGUGAUAAUAUUUCUAGUGCUGGACUUGUUUUACAAAUUUAAGAAUGCACGAAGAGCUCUAGUAUGAAUAUGUAAACUUAUGUUGUGAUAGUUAAGAAAUUUUAAUGAUGUUGUUUAUAUUCAGUGUUUUUUACAUUUUAAUUUUUAUUUUGAAAUAUUUUUGAAUAAGUCAUCAAUUCUGGUUUUAUAACUAUUAUUAUUAUUUUAAUUUUUUUAUUUCGUUCAAAUAUGUCCUUCGCAAUUUUCCAUGAGACUGAAAUGAGUUCGAAAUCGUCGAAAAAAAUGCAUUUAAAAUUAUUUAUAUUCCCAACUUAUUGAUAUUUCCUGAUUUUAUUGCCAUAUUUAUUUAUUCUGAAAUAAGUUUAUUAUGAGAUAGAAAUAAUUUUGUAUGAUAAUCUCAAACGUGAACUUCUAGGAUUUUUCAAUAUCUUCUUCUAAAACAAUAUAUUAUUUGUAAAUUUAAAUAUUUCAAACUUCUUAAUGUCCUAUCACAUUUCAGUCAUUCCUUAUUCAAUUUAUUCCAGAUACUUGAUAAUUAUUAUGCCCUUAGAGCAUUUAAUCUUAUUUUCAUUUUAAAUUCAUAAGUAAAACAAAAAAUUUUGGGCAUUAGUAGUUACUAGAUUAAUUGUUGCACAUUUAGCUACUCAUAAAGUUUAUACCUAAAAUUUUAUAGUAAAUUUGAAUACGUUUGCGCUGGUUUAGCAGGUAAUUAAUUGUGAUUUCUAGUUAUAAUGUUUGAAUAAAUUGUAAGAUUUAUCGCAAAAAUUGAAUAUACUUUUGAAAAUGUUUUAUUUAUUGAAAAUAAAGACGAUUAAAAUUAUGCUUUGAAGCAUACUUUCACGUAUAAUAAGCAUA